UUUGAGACUGCGGAGGGCAUUUAGACAAUCGGCAUGUUAGUCUUUCAUCAAUUGUCAAUCUUUGCGGAUUCAUUCAACUCCAGGGCUAAAUAGUGAGCUAUGAAGCGGUGUGUGGGUAUCCUGGUUGUUAUUUGCUUGGUGGCAAUCGCACGUGGGGAAAUUGUCAACUUUGCCAAAUGCAACGAAAGUGUAAAGUGCACGAUUCAUGAAGUCCGUGUAAAUCCAUGCCCGGAAGCUGCACAUAACAAGCCGUGCCUUUUGCUGAAGGGUACUAACGCAACGAUUACGUACGACUACACUCCGGACUUCAGUGCCAAAAAGGCAACCGCGAAAGCUUUCUGGACGCAGACUGCAAUGGAUUUGCCUUUUGCCGGAAUGGACUCAGAGGGCUGCAAGUACACUAGCUGUCCAAUUGUUGAGGCCCAGCGACAGACUUACUCGUACAAUUUGCCGAUUCAUAAAAAAUAUCCAAGUCGCGCAUUUGACGUUAAAUGGGAGCUGAUAAACGAGGAUCAGGAAAUGUGCUGCUUUAUUAUUCAAAUUGCGAUCAAGGCCAAGAGGGAUCGAAACUAGUGAUUUACGAAGCGUUGUGCACUUACUUGUGUUUGUAAAUGUAAUGUGAGUUAAUAUAGCUAACGGUUAUUAUAAUGCACGGUGAUUCAAAAUGGAA
Topomyia yanbarensis is the source of this 670-nucleotide messenger RNA. RefSeq names its product MD-2-related lipid-recognition protein-like. Gene Ontology annotation, biological process: sterol transport. NCBI's taxonomy places the organism in Eukaryota, Metazoa, Arthropoda, Insecta, Diptera, Culicidae. The transcript has 3 exons. Bases 100 to 573 code for a protein of 157 amino acids. Gene Ontology annotation, molecular function: sterol binding. The record is from RefSeq and is a predicted model, not a curated record.